Molecule: messenger RNA, 570 nt
Organism: Saccharomycodes ludwigii
Lineage: Eukaryota; Fungi; Ascomycota; Saccharomycetes; Saccharomycodales; Saccharomycodaceae
Gene: RRG7
Product: Rrg7p
Exons: 1
Coding region: 1-570 (189 amino acids)
Cellular component (GO): mitochondrion
Molecular function (GO): nucleic acid binding
Source: RefSeq, a predicted model, not a curated record
AUGACAAGAUUUCAAUCCAAAUAUAUACAAUUAAUUAAAAAUUAUAUUAAAUCAAGUAACGGAAUUAAAAGAGGUUCUACUGUCUUUCAAGGCACUCUAUACGAAUACACAGUCAUGAAUGAAGUAUCUCAAUUAUUUGACAACAAGAUAUCAGAUUUGCUGAAAAUAGGUGGUUCGUAUGAUCACGGUAUUGACAUCGUUGGGAAAUACCUGCAAAAAAAUACUUUAUUAAUUCAAUGCAAAUGUUUUCAAAAACAAAAGCUUACGGGUAAAGAAAUUAGAGAAUUCAUGGGUGCGGUAUCAAUGUUUAAAGAAUUAAAUAGUAUUAAGAAUAACGAUAACCAACAAGUCUUAUCCUUGAUUGCCUCUCCAAACUUAAUUACAAAAGAUGGUAUUUUAGUAAUGAACAAACUGCCUAUUCCCAUGGUUUAUCUACAGAUAUCCAAGCUGAAGGUAGACACGUUUGCCACACAGGGGAUUAAACCAAUGACGGGUAAAAUAAUAGCCAUGUACGAGAACGAUUGCAGUCUUAAAACUUACAAAAUUUCAGCCCUACACAAAAUGCCCUAG